AUGAAGGGGUUUACGAAGUUCAUUCAACGGACGCCUCACGUUGUGACAUCCAAGGUGGGACUUUCUGCCAAGUCUACGGAUGUUGAAUUUGAUCAUCUGCGCCACAAGUUCACAGCGGUGGAAAAGCUAAUUCGUCAGUUGACGAGAGAGUCUCGUACCUAUCUGGACGCGAUCAAGAAGAUGCUUGAGUCAUGCAGUAUGUUCACCAGUGAGUUCAGUACUCUUUACCACCCCCUGGGCUUGGAGUACGACCUCGAGCGCAGGCACCCGGAGGUCGUGCAGACUCUGGUGAACCUCAGCGGCUACAUGACCUACAUUGACGAUCUGCGUGAAUCGCUUCGUCCCGAGCUCGAGCUUAUUGCCACCCGCGUGAUUGCGCCUGCCGAAGAACUUGAAAGCCUGCUCAAAAAUAUUGAGAAGGCUAUCACGAAGCGCGAUCACAAACUGAUUGACUUCGAUCGCCACUCGAACUCUUACACGAAGCUGAAGGAGAAGCAGAGCCGGUCGGCCAAAGAAGACCAAAACAUGUUCAAGCUUGAGCACGAGUCAGAGGCCUCGGCGGCCGACUAUGAACAUCACAAUAACCUCUUGAAGGCGGAGCUGCCCAAGUUCAUGGACAUGGUAACGCGCCUCAUCACGCCGCUGCUCUACUCCUUCUACUAUAUGCAGCUGAACGUUUUCUAUCUCUCUAUGGAAAAGCUCAAGCAGUUUGCCUCUGGCAAGUUUGAUAUGUCUGAGAACAACCUCAUCUCGCACGAGCACAAGUAUGCAAUCGAUAUGAGCCAAAUCAUCGCUGAGCUGGAGUCGUUCUCGAUCCAGAAACCGGUGCCACCCAGCGCACGGAUUUUGCAGAUGGCCAAAAGCGGAACGUCCCUCAGCACACGCACCAAGAGUCAGAUGAUCACGAACCCGAAAUCUGCAGCAGCUCUCCCCGCCUCCAGCUUUCCUGCGACAGCCCCUGCGUCGGAACAACCCCCCGCCUAUACACCGAGUACUGCGGCCGCGACGGCACCCCCCAAGCCCAGCCCCUUGGCGGCCGACUAUGUCAUUGCCCUGUACGAUUAUGCUGCUACCGCUGAUGGCGACCUGUCGUUCCACGCUGGUGACAAAAUUGAAGUGCUGAAGCGAACUCCCAGCGCGGAGGACUGGUGGACAGGCCGCUUGAAUGGCGUUGAAGGCGUGUUCCCUGGAAACUAUGUGCGUGAAGCGUAG
Malassezia sympodialis ATCC 42132 is the source of this 1212-nucleotide messenger RNA. RefSeq names its product BAR and SH3 domain-containing protein. Gene Ontology annotation, biological process: endocytosis; actin cortical patch localization; plasma membrane tubulation. Gene Ontology annotation, cellular component: actin cytoskeleton; mating projection tip; actin cortical patch. The record is from RefSeq and is a predicted model, not a curated record. NCBI's taxonomy places the organism in Eukaryota, Fungi, Basidiomycota, Malasseziomycetes, Malasseziales, Malasseziaceae. Gene Ontology annotation, molecular function: lipid binding; protein binding.